This is a messenger RNA of Cheilinus undulatus (humphead wrasse), 1603 nucleotides long. RefSeq lists its product as uncharacterized. The transcript is spliced from 7 exons. NCBI's taxonomy places the organism in Eukaryota, Metazoa, Chordata, Actinopteri, Labriformes, Labridae. Bases 28 to 999 code for a protein of 323 amino acids. The record is from RefSeq and is a predicted model, not a curated record. Gene Ontology annotation, biological process: positive regulation of ERK1 and ERK2 cascade; interleukin-15-mediated signaling pathway; T cell activation. Gene Ontology annotation, cellular component: external side of plasma membrane; membrane raft. Gene Ontology annotation, molecular function: MHC class II protein binding; protein tyrosine kinase binding.
UCAGUGCUGACAGAGAAUGAACACAGAAUGGCUCUACUGGAAGUCAUCUUUGUUGUUGGACUCCUGUUUGAAGUGGGCAACAGUCAAGAAGAGAUUUAUCUCUACUCCCAACCUGGUAAAGAUGUCACCCUGCCCUGUGGCAGUCAGAAUCGAUCUCGACGAUGCUCCAACGUUUUCUGGCUUUAUUACAGAGAUUCAUCAGGAGCCACUUUAGAGACAAGGAGAGGAAAGAUUUAUCAGAGGUCACCCAGAGCUGAUCAGACGAGUUUGGGCAUCGACUGUUCUUUGGCCAUUAAAAAUGUCACUGCUGAGGAUGUUGGUCGCUUCACGUGUCGACAGAGAGGUCAACAAGCUGCCAAUGUGUACCUAAGUCUUCUCAGAAUCUCUCCAGAACCAGCAGACUUUGAUCCAAAGAGGGACGAUGAACUGAGCUUGGAGUGCUCUUUGAUGAGAUACAGAGAUCUCCACUCCUGUCCAUCGAACCCUCUCCGCUGGGUGGAUGAGACAGGAGCUACAAUAACUGAAGGUGUUGGAAAGAACUAUAGAGGUGCAGACUGUUUGUAUUAUCUGAAAGUGAAGCGUCAAAGUGGAAACAACAAGACAUUCACCUGCCAGGUCUUUAUCAACAACAAGGUGGAGGUAGAGGCCGACUACACACCUUCUUUCAAAGAUCCCACACAAGAUCCCACACAAGAUCCCACACAAGUUCCCACACAAGAUCCCACACAAGUUCCCACACAAGAUCCCACACAAGAUCCCACACAAGAUCCCGGCGUUGGUCCUGGUUCUGAUGCUGGUCCCAGUGAGUCCUCAAUUCUCAAAGCCAGGUUCAUCGUUGUCUCUGUGGGUUUAUCAGCUCUCAUCAUAACUGUUGUGACCGUCAACAUAUGGACAAGAACUAAAGGGAAACAAUCACAGAGGAAUGAUAAGGUGGUGGAUGAGGAUGAUGAAGAUGAGACAGUGAACUAUGAAAACAUCAGAGCUUCUGCAGAGGAUUGACCAACACUUGUGUCUCUGUCAGACUACACAGAUCAACAACAUCAUGAUCAGAGGAGUUCAUGUCAUCUUUCCUCGACAAGAAGGAGAACCUCCCUAAUCCUGUCACUAACUCUUGUAUUGAAGAUCUUGGUUUUCCCUUGAAAAAGGAGCCUAAAUAUGAUCAAAUGUAAAUGAACUGAAAAUGAGCAGACAUGUAUAAAUGUAGGCUUCAGUCUGAAACUAAGGAUGCACAUCACUCCAUCAGAUUCCCUUUAUAGACAUGAAUGUAUGUGUUUAAUAUUUAACCUGAUUUUCCCUCUGUACAGGGAGGAAGAAGAGGUUUGACUUCCACAAGGUGUCUGCAGGCUCCAGUUUACUGUCAACGUGUAUUUUUAUCUGCUCUCUUUUAUAUAAAUAGGUCUAUUUUUCUAAGAAUAAUAGUGUUAAUAUUUGUGCUUUUCUGGAGGAUUUAAAGCUGUAAUCAUAUAUUAGAUAUCAUGUUUGCUCAUUUAUAUUUUCAUAUAUAAAAUAAAAUGAUAGAGCAGGCACCUGAUGCCUAAAUAAGAGUUCACUUCUUCCCAUUUCUUUCAGACCUGCUAAUAAACUUUAUCUUUCUGCUGACAGU